UCUACUAUCAGUCCAUUUCUUUAUAGGUUUGUAAUGUUUUGAUGUAUAUUAUUUUUUUUUCUAAAAUUUUCUCACAUUAAAUUAUAUUUUGUACCUAGUUUUUGUUUAGUAUAAGCCGUUUUUUGUUUUAAGUUGAAUUUUACAAAAGCUAUUCUGAUAUGGCUGGGAGUCGUCUAGAAAAACUUGGCACUAUAUUCACGAGAGUCAAUGGUUUAAUAAAAUCAGGUGCAAUGAAAUUGGAAGAUCGUCCUCUGUGGUAUGAUGUAUAUCGAGCUUUUCCACCAGAAUCGGAACCACAUUUUGCCAAAGAUCCAGUUAAAAAGCCUGUACCUAAUAUAUUUUAUUCUGAAGAUAAAUUUCGUGCAGAUUUUCAUAAAAAAUUGCGCCAGUCGUUACCGCCUAUUGAUUUAAAAGGAAUACCCGACAAAAAUCCAACUAAACUUGCUGUAGAAAUGUCAUUAGAUGGUGUAGAUGACAUUAUAAAUACAUUAAGAAAUAAAAGUAUUUUGCCACCACCAUACAACCCUCAACAAGCAGAAAGUAGAGGAUAUCAAAAUAUAUCUGGAGUUAAAAAUAUAAGAAAAGAGUCAAAUAUUGCAGAUGAAUUUAAAAAACAAAUGACAGAAGAUGAAAUUAAAUCUAUUAAUACGGAAAAUACAAAAAGUUAAUAAUUUGUUAUAUCGUUCUUUAGACGAUAAGUUUUAGUCUGUUUGUUUCUUUAUUAUUUAAAACAAAAAAAUAUCUGGCAUGUUCAUUAAUUAAAAACAGUAAAUUUUCAUAAUAACAUGUUCUAAAUAUAUUUUCCAUUGUAUUAAUAUAUAUAUUAACAGAAAGUA
Molecule: messenger RNA, 836 nt
Organism: Adelges cooleyi (spruce gall adelgid)
Lineage: Eukaryota; Metazoa; Arthropoda; Insecta; Hemiptera; Adelgidae
Gene: mRpS23
Exons: 3
Coding region: 159-668 (169 amino acids)
Biological process (GO): translation
Cellular component (GO): mitochondrion; ribosome
Molecular function (GO): structural constituent of ribosome
Source: RefSeq, a predicted model, not a curated record